This is a messenger RNA of Corvus hawaiiensis (hawaiian crow), 1918 nucleotides long. Its product is annotated as ribosyldihydronicotinamide dehydrogenase [quinone]-like. Gene Ontology annotation, cellular component: cytosol. Bases 139 to 831 code for a protein of 230 amino acids. NCBI's taxonomy places the organism in Eukaryota, Metazoa, Chordata, Aves, Passeriformes, Corvidae. The transcript is spliced from 7 exons. The record is from RefSeq and is a predicted model, not a curated record. Gene Ontology annotation, molecular function: NAD(P)H dehydrogenase (quinone) activity.
UGCCCCUAGGCCCGGGGCGGGCGGGCAGCGGGGCCGCCGGGAAGGAGCGCUCCCAGCCCCGGCGCCGGUGUGCUCCGGGCCCCGAGGAGCAGGCAGUACCGGAUUAUCAGGAGACAAGCUCCCCAGCGCUCCCCAACAAUGGCAGGGAAGAAAGUUCUGAUAGUCUAUGCACAUCAAGAGCCCAAGUCCUUCAACGGGUCUUUGUUGAAGAUUGCUGUGGAAGAAUUGACCAAGCAGGGCUGCAGUGUCACUGUGUCGGAUUUAUAUGCCAUGCAGUUUGAGCCCAGAGCAACAAGAAAUGACAUUGUUGGUCACCUGCACAACUCAGAAGUGUUCAAUUAUGGUGUGGAGACCUGGGAAGCUUACAAGAGAGGAGGUUUGUCCAAAGACCUGGUUGAAGAGCAGAAGAAGGUGCAGGAAGCAGACCUGCUGAUUUUUCAGUUUCCCUUGUUUUGGUUCAGCAUGCCUGCGAUCCUGAAGGGCUGGAUGGACAGAGUCCUGGUCCAAGGCUUUGCUUACGAUUUGUCAAAGGCUUAUGAUGGUGGUUUGCUCCAGGACAAAUUAUCCCUGUUUUCUUUCACCACGGGAGGAAGCCAAGAGAUUUAUUCAAAAGAAGGUAUCAGUGGUGAUAUUCGCUAUGUCCUGUGGCCCAUGCAGCAUGGAAUCAUGCACUUCUGUGGUGUCAAAGUCCUUGAACCUCACAUCUCUUAUGCUCCAGAGAAUGUCUCUGAGGAGAAGAGGAAGGAGAUGCUGACUGCCUGGACCCAGCGUCUGAAGACUCUUUGGAAGGAAGAACCCAUAGACUGCUCUCCUGAGUGGUAUUUCAAGUAGCGUUCAGAUAUGAGACUACAGAGAGAAGAUUUUUUUCUCCAUUCUUUUGGAUGUUCUAUCUAAAUACCUGAACACUAAUGUCCUAAUUCAAAUACAUUUGAAGAAUUUUGAAUACUGCAGCUAGCAGUUUAACUGACAAUAUAGCAUUUACCUUCACUGAUUCCCAAGGGAUUCCCUUCAAGGAUGGGUGCAAAACUCUCUGUGAAGUUCUCCUUGCUCACAUUGCCAUCCUGCCUGCUUGUGGUUGAUAACACUCGUGGUAUUUCAUGGCAGAUUAUACCAUUGCUGCUUGUCAAACAGCAAAGUACACGGCCAAGUUUAUUUUAACACUUUUUGUACCAGUUGCCACUUUUUUUCCUUUACCAGGGAAUAUGGUGCCCAUACUCAACCUUUAAAAGGCCAAGAUUGAUUGUGAGAGCACUACACUUGUGCCUUGGAGCAACAAAACCACAUAAUGAGUAGUGUUGCAAAAGGAUAUACCCUUACAGAGUGUCUUAAACAACUGGAAACCCUUAUGGGCAGCCUUAGGCUUUUACACAUACUUACAAGGCAAUAGUAAAGCUAUGACAGAUACCAGAAAAGGGAAAAAAUAAAUAUGAAUGUAAUGGUAUGUGCAUGAAUUGCCUUCCUUUGUAGACUACAGCUCCCAUUUGUAAAGUAUGCAGCUUCCCAUAAUCAAAGUAGAGAGAAAAAGGAAUCCUGUUUUUUUCCUGCCCUCUCACACCAGUCAGUGCUGGUGUUUGGGUCUGGAGGGUGUUUGCUUCCUCUCCAGCAUCAGCAUCAAUGGGCUUCCUUGGAGAUCUCCAGCACCAGCAGUUGGUGAGCCAGAGUGCCAACCCGAAAGCCUGCAGGAGCACUGUCUGUCUACGGGUCAGGAUCUAUGCGACAAAUGAAUUGUCUUGCUCUUAAUAGCCAGGAUUUUUACCUGGAACUGUAGCAGGAUUAUUUUUGUGCUUUAGAGUUGUUAACCCUGUUUGUGCAUAUGGCAAGGGGUGGGUUUCUUGCUUAGCUACUGAAUUUCUAGCUUUGACCAGCUCACUCAACAGCUGCCUUUGCACUUGAUAUUAAAAUGUGGCCUCAAUAAGAA